ACUUUGUCCAUCUGUCAUCUGUCGUAGGUAAAAUAUACCUCUCUAGAAUUUUUAAUAGCUUCUCUGAUCUGAUGGAUUUUGUUAUAAAUAAUCUUAUAUAUUGAAAUUUUUGAGAGGAAAAUUAAAUAUAUUAUUUUAAAUGUCAUUCUUAAGGAAGUGUUUAUGGAAUAAUCAAAUUAAACGUUUUAUAUUAUCACACCCCAACAAUGGAUCCACCAGAAACAAGUCAAGCUUUAUAUACCUCCAACAAAUCUUUACAAAGCCAGAGAGUGAUAGGAUACACUAUAUAAAAGCAUUUGUCUUGUUAUUUUCUGGGUAUUUAACGUACAAAACUGUAAAUAGCAAAUUAACAUUCAUACCACAUGUAAAUGCUGCUACACUUUUUCAUAAUACUCAAGAACCUAGUCAGCUAGCAGGAAGAAGGGCCCAAUUUAAUUUCAUAGCAGAUGUUGUAGAGAAAUCUGCUCCAGCAGUCGUUUAUAUAGAAAUUAAAGAUAGUAGAAGAGUUGAUUUUUUUACUGGACGUCCCUUAACAAUAUCCAAUGGGUCAGGCUUUAUAAUUGAAGCAGAUGGUCUUAUAGUCACAAGCGCUCAUGUUGUUACAAGCAAAGCUUCAGCCAAAGUUGAAGUAAAACUUAUUGAUGGAACUACUUAUAGUGGUGAAGUGGAAAAUGUGGAUUUGAAGAGUGACCUGGCAACAGUGAGAAUAAAGGCUAAAAAUUUACCUACUAUGAGAUUAGGAAAUUCUUCUGAUCUGAAACCUGGAGAAUUUGUUGUAGCUAUUGGAAGUCCUUUAGCUUUAAGCAACACAGUAACUUCAGGUGUAGUAAGCUCAGCACAGAGAGCUUCAGAUGAACUAGGUCUCAGAGGCAAAGACAUGGUCUACAUCCAGACAGAUGCAGCUAUAACAUUCGGUAAUUCAGGUGGUCCCUUGGUAAAUUUGGACGGAGAGGCUAUAGGAGUAAACAGUAUGAAAGUCACACCAGGAAUAUCAUUUGCAAUACCCAUCGAUUAUGUGAAGGACUUCUUAAAGCAGUCCCGUGGAGGAAGGAAGUCUGCAGAUCUACCUAAAAAACUUUACCUGGGAAUCACAAUGUUAACAUUAACACCCCAAAUAAUGAACGAAUUAAGUCAAAGACAUGAAUUGAUGUUACCCAAUGAUUUAAAGGGUGGUGUUUUGGUGUAUAAGGUUCUUAUAGGCUCACCAGCUUAUAGUGGAGGUUUACAACCAGGAGAUAUAGUAACUCACAUAGAUGGCCAACCGAUAAAGAGUGCUAAUGAUGUUUAUGCAGUGCUGCAGCAAACAAAAGCAAAAGAACUAAAAAUGUCUGUUUCAAGACAUGGUCGCAAUAUUAACUUAAUUGUAGUACCCGAAGACAUGAACUAAAUAAUGUUUUUGAGGUACAUAAAACCAUAUAUUUGAAUUGAUCAUUUAUGUUUACAUUAUAAAAUAAAAUUAUUCAUUGAGUUA
Sitophilus oryzae (rice weevil) is the source of this 1471-nucleotide messenger RNA. Its product is annotated as serine protease HTRA2, mitochondrial-like. Gene Ontology annotation, biological process: positive regulation of apoptotic process; proteolysis; programmed cell death. The record is from RefSeq and is a predicted model, not a curated record. The transcript has 5 exons. Gene Ontology annotation, molecular function: protein binding; serine-type endopeptidase activity. The coding region runs from base 140 to 1387 and encodes 415 amino acids. Lineage: Eukaryota; Metazoa; Arthropoda; Insecta; Coleoptera; Curculionidae.